CGUGGUGGUGCCUUUCAAGAAAAACACCUCGUUUUUUGGCACUCGCCAUGGUCAACAAGGCGAAAUCUGUACAAAAAAAGGUGUCCAAGCUUGAUCCAACGUCAAGGCUCAAAGCAACCGACAAGGCUGUGCGAGGGAAGCUGCUCUAUGAGAACCGAGCGCUUGCUUGCCAUGGCAAGACUGUGGAGGAAGCAGUUCGUCUCACGAUCGAUGGCGCCAAGUACCGUAUGGCUGAUUUAAGAUAUGACCUGAAGGGAGGACGACUGGCGCUGCUCAAGAAGGGGCAAGCGGCAGGACCGAAGCCUCUUAGUGAACGGUCGAAGGCUCCGAGGACGGGAAAAUCGAUGCCCGAAGCCACCUUGGACGAAUUCUUCCAGUUCUGUUCUUGCCAGCUGCAGAUCGAAGGCCGCGAAAUCAUGGAGAAGGACAUACCCCUCAAAGACGCAGAUGCCGAGGCUCUUUUUCCUCACGUCCAUGAGCACGUGAAGCCCAACUUGGGGAACACCGAGAGAUGGGUGCCGUACCACACGGUGCUGGGGGUGCACGAACUCUUUCUGAUGGAGGCGGUGCACAGCCGCACAGAUUGGACGGAAAAGCAGAAAUUCUUGGCCAUCUUCGUUUUCCGAGCGCACUGCAAGCGUGACCUUUUCAGUCAAGCACAAGUUCCGCUCAUGAAGAAGGAGUUUUGGAAGAACCCUGUGAAAGCUUUCGAGCCCGAGGGCCGGAUGGAAAAGGCCAUCCUGUCGUACCGAAAAAAGACAGGCAAUCCGCUCCUCACAAAUUGCUUUCGCAUUAUUCCAGAAAGAGUCUUGAAGGACAAUGAUGCAAACCUGGUCCGGAGCAUUGUGACAAGGUCUGCCCGGCUGCUGAAGAUGGCGGACAAAGCCUACGAGGUCGUCCAGAACAAGAAGCUGUCGGCCAAAGACAAAUUGGCAGACAUCUCGGAGAUGAUCCAAUCAACGGAGGGCUGUGGCGACACAUGGGCCAAGAUGCUCACCGUUUGCAUCGAUUUGGCGUACCCAAAGGAGAAGAUUCUGGAUGCCGAUUGCGAUGUCGGUGUGGGCGCAGCUCCUCCCCUGCAAUGCCUUCUGGGCAACGCGAAGUUGCCGGACCGACGGUCUGCCUUGCGAGAGCUGCUGGGGAAAGUGAACAAGUCGCAGAGCGCUUCUGCCAAGCACUUUUGGAAGUAUUUGACGGAGGUCGAGACAUCGAUGCGUCAGAAGUUCCGCCAUUUGCCUUUGGUGGUGAAGCAAGCGGACACAAAGAAACACCACAUGAGUGCCUCAACACUCCAGGUCCAGCUUUGUGAGUACCGACAGUUCCGCCACACGUGGGCACGGAACGUGUAUGGCCUCCCUGAUGAUGCGACGAUGCGAACAGAGGAGACGACACGAUUUCAAGCUGAAGAUGCCCUUUCGAAUGACAAGACGUCGGUGAAUUGUGAAUUUCGACACGAUGGGCGGACGGUGAAGCUGUCCGUGAACAUCAAAGCCUUCCAGUCGUUGAAGGUUGCCCAACGUGUUGCCAUCAUGAUGAUGCAGCAGGUGAAAUCUGGUGCAUCUGAGAAGGAGGCGGCCAAGUUCCGCGAUGAGUUGGCCAAAGACUAUGUGCAAGGGAAGGACGUGAAGGACAGCAGCGAAGCCUGGAAGUACUGCAAGGUCCAACUGUCUCAUCCUUCGCCUUUGGUGGCCUUUGUCUUCCACAAAAAGGAUGGAACCAACUUUCCCUUCCAGACCACCGUCAAGGCAGCCGGGAAUGUGUUGCAAGCGGAGCGAAUCGCUCGGCUUUGCUGGGAAAUGCUGCAAUCGGGAAAAAAUAAAGAUGCCGUUCUCAAGUACAGGGAUGAGUUGUACAAGAUGGCUGGGGGAAGCUCUGCCCGAAAACGCAAGCACGAAGAGUGAGUCCGUGCGGGGUCUUUUAGAGUCCACUUCAGUGACUGCGCUUUUGACG
Durusdinium trenchii is the source of this 1950-nucleotide messenger RNA. The record is from the annotation of a GenBank genome assembly. NCBI's taxonomy places the organism in Eukaryota, Dinophyceae, Suessiales, Symbiodiniaceae.